AUGCAAAUUGAAACUAAUUUUUCAGGCGAAGAUACACCUGAAGAAAUUGAAGAAAAUAAUUCUCAAGAUGAACAAGCCUUUGAAAUUUACUACUACCUUUCAAAUCAAAUAGAUCCACUAAAUACAAUCAAAUAUACAAUUAAGAAAUUUAACUAUAAAAAUGGUGUUUUAUAUUAUAAAGGGUUUGAUUAUAGAGCUGAUCCAUUUGAAAGAAUUUGGAUUGCAUUUAAUUUACACUAUAAGAUUAUUAACAUACAUCAUUCACCAAAUACUACAUUACAUCCAGGAGCUGAAGUGACAUAUUUAGAAAGGUUUAAAUUUAAUUGCUUGUCAAAUACAAUAUUAAUUCAUAUUAUAUGGUUCAAUCGUAUAUUAAGAAGUCUAUCUUAUAGUGAAACAUACUGUCGUCAAUAUAGUUAUAUAUAG
Molecule: messenger RNA, 426 nt
Organism: Lodderomyces pseudojiufengensis
Lineage: Eukaryota; Fungi; Ascomycota; Pichiomycetes; Serinales; Debaryomycetaceae
Exons: 1
Coding region: 1-426 (141 amino acids)
Source: RefSeq, a predicted model, not a curated record